CCACCGUGGCCAUGUGGGGACCGGGGUGACAGCGUGGGACACCGGGUGACCGUGAGGGACACCGGGGUGACAGUGAGGGACCCUGGCCGAGGCGGGCAGUACCGUCCCUGGCUCCGAUCGGCGUUGGCAGGGCACAGUCCUGGCGUGUCAGGGUAAUUAGGUGGCAUCAUUUUCGGCAUAAUUGCGCAGAACAGGUCAGGAGAUAAUUAGCGAGCUUCGGCCGCGUCUGGCAGCUGCGGGCGGAUGUUGGAGGCGGGGGGAAGGACGGGGUAGUUUUCAAAAUCACCCCAGAGCUCAGGACGGCCCCGCCUCUCCUCGGCCCCAUGUGGAUGUGUCCCGCCCUCCGUGGCUCGGGGAUUGAAAUCCGAACCAUUUAAUACUCUUUUUUCGUAUAUAUUUGUUUGUCUCAUCCUUACGUGUAAUUACUUUUUUUUUUUCACGCGAUAAGGCAUCUGACAUAGACACGGAUCCAGAAUCUGGGAAGCUGCGCUGAAAAACUGUGCCCGUGCCACCCUGCGCACCCCUGAGGCCAGGGCGGCAGGACCCUCUCCCUGCUCAGACGUGCCCGCAUCCAAGAGCCCAGACUGGCACAUCCGCACGGUACUGCGCUCCCCUCUGGAGCUGUGGCACAUGGGUGCGUGGACACAGAGCGCAGGGCGAGGGCCAGCCCAACCCAGAGAAAACUGUGUCACACGUGCCUCUGCAUCCAGGCACGCACACAGGAUGCGACGGGAAGGGAAAUACAAUCGAAUCGGACGGCCGUGGUAAAUUGGACUCGAAUCCUUCGUAUGCCCUGGGGCUGAGGUGGGUGCCUCUCAGAUAAGCAAUCUAAUCAGCUUUGCAUUUGUGUCCCAUCUGGAAACAGAUUGUUGCCGGAGUACACCACCACCUGAGAAGCAAACUUCAGUUAAUUCAUUCAGCCAAGGCAAUUUCAUGCCAUGAUGCAGUCCCCAAACAAGGAUGAUUGCACUGCCUGUCCCACACAUAUGCAUGGUGCCUACCCGGCAGAUCGGCUGCUGCGACAACGAGCCAUGGCCAACCACUCCAGACACAUGGGCAAGAUAAGGAAAAGGCUGGAGGACAUCAAGAGCCAGUCCCCAAAGGUAACCAAAGUGGAUUUCAGCCACAACGAAAGCAUACGGUUGGCCACCGAUGCCUUCCUGGAUGGUGGGACAGACUCUUACCUCGAAACUUUAAGCAGAGAGGGUGAGGUGGAUUUCCUCUCCUCUGUGGAAGCUCAGUACAUCAAGGAUAAUGCCAGGGAGUCCUAUUAUGCACAGGAGUCCUCAGCUGCCGAUGGGGCAGCUGUGCCAAAGCAGAACGAUGCUGGGUCACUCCCUUCAGGGACCUACUUCCCCACCAUUUCUGACUGCAGUGAGCCGGCUCUGCUGCACACAUGGAUUACAGCGGAGAAGCCCUAUAUGAAGGAGAAAUCCACUGCCACUGUGUAUUUCCAAACAGAGAAGAACAGCAACAUUAGAGACAUCAUACGCCGGUACAUCAACAAGACCACUCAGGUGCUGGCUAUCGUGAUGGAUGUGUUCACAGACACUGAGAUCCUUUGUGACCUCCUGGAGGCAGCUAACAAGCGCAUGGUGUUUGUCUACCUGUUGCUCGAUCACGGCAGUAUAAAUCUCUUCUCAGAGAUGUGUGACAAGUUGCAAAUUACUGAGGAUCUCUUCAAGAAUAUUUCAGUCCGCAGUGUUACUGGAGAGGUUUACUGUGCCAAAUCAGGCAGGAAAUUUUCUGGACAAAUAAAAGAAAAAUUUCUUAUCUCUGACUGGAGAUAUGUGCUCUCUGGAUCUUACAGCUUCACAUGGUUGUGUGGGCAGGUUCACCGCAACCUCCUCUCCAAGUUCACAGGUCAAGUUGUGGAGCUGUUUGAUGAGGAGUUCCGGCACCUCUACGCGCUGUCCAAGCCGGUGAGGGGCCCGAAGUCCCCCCCGCGCUCCCUGCCCUUCCUGUUCAGCCGGAGCUGGGCCGCUCCGCACAGCCUCCCCUACAGCGACGAGGGAAGCGCCAACACUCUUUCUGAUGCCUUCAGCAGCCUCUCAGCUGGCAGCACCCACCAGACCAAGCAAACCCCACGAACUCUCAUAUUCAACAGCAACUUCACCCCCCAGUCACCUCUCCAUCGAGUUAAUUCCUUCCACAGCUACGUCUCCUUCACGCCCCCCCCUCCACAGAAGGCCAUCCAGGCUAACUACUACCAGCCGCACUACAUGGCCGAAAACUCCCCAGUUCCGUAUAACAACAUGAAUGUUUACAGACCUAUAAGACUUAGGCAAGAGGAACCAAACAGGACAGGGUUAAGCUCAUCCUGGAGAUGCCUCCACAAAGCUAACCUGUUUGCAUAAUAACCACCUUGUUUGGAAAUGCUAAACGUAGUGAGGACCUGUUUAGCAAUCGCUUGUGUACUGAUGAAUAUAGAAAUUCUGCAUAAUACAAAAUGAGGAUGAUUUCAAGCCUCUUGUUUUGUUGCUUAUGGAUGCUUCGUUUCCCUAAUUAAAAAGCCAAGCCUGCUAAUGUGUGAACCUCAGGUGCAUCAUGAUCCCAGGAAAAACACAUCUAAAUAAUGCUGCUCACAGUGCAACACUGCUGCUGCCUAUCACCUGCCCUUGGCGGCAUAUUUGUGUAGCAGGAGUACAGUAACUGUUCUCCUUAUGUCCAGGCAACUGAAAGGGGGUAAAGCACAGUCUACUACUAAGCAUUUUAUGCACUCGCAUAAGGAGACUGAAGGCUGCUAUUUCAGUGCCAAACAGAGGCGAUGCCAGCAGCAGCAGGCUGCCUUCAUGCUGUCAUCACAUCUUAAUUUUGAUUUAGGAGGACUCCCUUUGGGCUGGCAGGGAGGGCCUGCCCCAGCACGGUCUCAGAGCUCUCUCUGUGUGAGCAAGGACGUCUGUUCCCAAGGAUUCUGGGAAGGGGCCUGCUACCCAUGACAUGGACCAAGCCUGACAGUUCCGCUUACGGAAGACACCUCAUACCCACCACAUGCUCACUUCCACUCAUUAGCAACACAGGUGUGUUCCAGCACCCUGGGUUACAAACCUCCAAUCCUACCAGCUCAGAGCAACUUUCUGUAUUGUGGAGCAGCUGUGUAGAUUCAGACUGGAAAAUGAAGCUGAGUUAAAGAAGUAAAGUCCUACUAGUAACACCCCAGGAUUGAGUUCAAAUUCAUUAGCAGCAUGUGGAUCUCAGAAAUCCUCUCCAUGGUCAUUUGACUGAUCAUGAUGUUAGAUAUAAUGAUGCUUUAUUUCUGAGUUCUUCAAGGUUUCUUAUUUUUAAAGAGAAACUCGGUGUCUGUAGUGCCCAUGGACUACAGCUACAAAGGGUUACAGAGGUUCAGCAGCUUGAACCAAAUCAUAAAAACUUUCUGCCAAAUAAUCCAUGAAAACAAACGAAGCUUCUGUAAGGAAAAGAAAAUUUAUGAAACAAAGUUUAAACCAAAGUUGCCAAGAUGCCUAACAUCUGUUAUCAGUAGAUUAUUUUUUUCACACCUUCUUUGUAUCAUCUUUAAUCUGACUCCAACAGAAAACAGAAACCUAAACACACUUGCACAUCUGGCCUGUUUUCCCCGACUUCUCACCUGCUCAGAAAGGAAUACAAUUUAAUUAUGUAGGCUGUGGAUGAUGAAAAGUGUAUGCAGCAACAAGAUCUCGAGUGAGGAAAGUAACUCAUCCUUGGAAGAGUACUCAGUUUAAAGAACAUUAUGAAAGGUACAGGAUGGACACAUCCUGCUCUAGCUUCAGUAUGGGUGUUUUAACCAGUGAUAGCAAAUGUUGGAGUCCAAAGUAACAAUAAACUAUUGCAUAUAAUUGUAAAUUCUGUACAUAGCAACAUUUUUUGAUUCCUUGGGAAGAAGGGAAAUUUGAUUUUCAUUGUUAUGACAAUUCUACGUAAUUAUCUGAAUAUAACAACCAUUCAAAUAAAAGAAAAGACUUUCAUUAAAAUCCCUCUGAGAAUCAUUUUGUUUCUUCAUAUUCUCUUGACUUGUGCACCUUACUCUCUUCUCUUCCAAAAGCUGAAGGAGUCCCAUACAGUCAGAGCCCAGGUGAAGAGGAAACACAUUUUAUUUCUUCUGAAAUCAACAGGAACAGAAUUAAGGUGUCCCACCAGUCUAAUUAGGAUUUUUCUUCUAAAUGUAGUUCAGUUCACUGAGCCUCCUGUGGCCCAGCUGGGGGUGGUACAGAGGGGGUGUGUGGGAAGAAGUUUAUAGACUACUACUUCUGAAACCUUCAUUUUCUCAGGCCAUGACCCAUGAAAUCCAUGAAGGAGCUCUUCUCAUCUCUUUGGGCAAGAUAGUUUGCCUGCAGAAGCUUUGGAGAACACAGCUAAUGAAAAGUAGAUAAGGGUCAAGCUAAUAAUCCAGAAGGGCCACUGUGAGUUAAGAGUUAAUUUUGGUGGGAUCAGUGAAACAUCUUGUGUUGGUUCAGGCAACAUCUGAACUUGAACAUCAGAUGGAUGAAAUUUCAGUUUUGAUGGAAGACUACAAUUUCAGCAAUGACUUAUGCUAAAAACAGGCCCCCACAAGCACGAUCACUUAGUGAUGAAGGGCAACAUGAUUACAGGCAGCUGCAGAAACCAUCACGAAGGCCAUGACAGAAUGCUGACCUACCUAUCCACCUCCCUCCCUCCCUACUGCACCCAUCUGCGGCAAGGGAUGUGCUCAGAUAAACACUCCUACCACACAGUGCACCCUCUGCAAGUUCAGGGAUGACACCAAGCUGAGUGGUGCAGGUGAUUCACUAGAGGGAUGGGAUGCUCUCCACAGGGAACUGGACAGGCUGGAGGCCCAUGUGAACCCCAUGAAGUUCAACAAGGCCAAGUGCAAGCUCCUGCACCUGGGCUGGGGCAAUCCACAGCACCUGUACAGAGUGGGGAUGAGUGGAUUGAGAGCAACCCAGAGAAGAACAUGGGGAUACUGGUGGGUGAUACAGUAGACAUGAGCUGUCAAUGUGCACUUGCAGCCCAGAAAGCCAAUU
Pseudopipra pipra is the source of this 4982-nucleotide messenger RNA. It is a transcript of the gene SACK1A, whose product is annotated as family with sequence similarity 83 member A. The transcript is spliced from 6 exons. Gene Ontology annotation, molecular function: protein kinase binding. The record is from RefSeq and is a predicted model, not a curated record. Bases 939 to 2357 code for a protein of 472 amino acids. Gene Ontology annotation, biological process: epidermal growth factor receptor signaling pathway. Lineage: Eukaryota; Metazoa; Chordata; Aves; Passeriformes; Pipridae.